This is a messenger RNA of Aspergillus japonicus CBS 114.51, 321 nucleotides long. RefSeq lists its product as uncharacterized. NCBI's taxonomy places the organism in Eukaryota, Fungi, Ascomycota, Eurotiomycetes, Eurotiales, Aspergillaceae. The record is from RefSeq and is a predicted model, not a curated record. The transcript has 3 exons. Bases 1 to 321 code for a protein of 106 amino acids.
AUGCAGUUGAAGAACAUCCUCGCCGUCUUUGCCGCCCUCAACCUCGUCACCGCCGCCCCGACCCCCGACGAGGACGACCUCGAAUUCAUCGACGGUCCCGAGGGAAGUGCCGAUGAGUUUGAUAUCGUGAAGCGAGGCCAGGCCACUUUCUACUGCAAAGGGGCUGUCGUCAAUAGCAAGGAUAAAGGUGGCGUGGCCGGGACCAAAUGCGGGCUGUCGUAUGACUAUGGCUGCACCAACCUCGUGUGCUACAGUGGCAAGUAUAUCGCCUGGCCAGCUCCAAAAUAUGGCAAGUGGGAUUCCUACAUCGUCUGCAGCUAG